AUGCGAUUGCUCUCCAAGCCGAAAUGUAGUGAGAUGCGGCUGUCUCUCCAAGAAAAUCAGCAGAGAUAUGAUGCUGACUCUCCAAACCAACCAGCUGAGAGAUACGGCUCUCUCUCCAAGCCAAACAGUAAGGAGAUGUGGCUAUCACUCCAAGCCAAUCAGCGGCGGCUUUUUUCUCGAAGGCAAACACUUCAGAAGCCAAAACACCGAUCAGCAGAGAGAUUCGGAUGUCUCUCCAAGCCAGAGAGAUGCAGCUGUCUCUUCAAGCCAAACAGUAGGGAGAUGCGAUGGCUCUCCAAGCCAAUCAGCAGAGAGAUGUGGCUGUCUCUCCAAGAUAAUGGCAAAACAAGCCAAGCUAAAAAAGUAGGGGGGAGCAAAUACGACUAUCUCAAUCAGCUAAUCAACAGAGAGACGCGACUGUCUCUCUCUCCUCCAAGCAAUCAAACAGUGUCUCCAAGACAAUCAGGAUUGAUGCAGCUGUCUCUCAAGCCAAAACUAAUCAACAGAGAGACGCGACUGUCUCUCCAAGCCAAACAGUGGGGAGAUGUCUCUCCUACCCUAUGCCUCUCCAAGCCAAACAGCAGGGGAGAUGCUAUGCCUCUCCAUGCCAAACAGUAG
Messenger RNA from Acanthosepion pharaonis, 618 nucleotides. The record is from the annotation of a GenBank genome assembly. Lineage: Eukaryota; Metazoa; Mollusca; Cephalopoda; Sepiida; Sepiidae.